Molecule: messenger RNA, 2938 nt
Organism: Monopterus albus (swamp eel)
Lineage: Eukaryota; Metazoa; Chordata; Actinopteri; Synbranchiformes; Synbranchidae
Gene: hpse2
Product: heparanase 2
Exons: 12
Coding region: 64-1824 (586 amino acids)
Biological process (GO): extracellular matrix organization
Cellular component (GO): membrane; extracellular matrix
Molecular function (GO): hydrolase activity, acting on glycosyl bonds
Source: RefSeq, a predicted model, not a curated record
GUUUAUUUGUUUUUAUUAAGCCUCUUUACGCGCACAGAUUCUCCUGCUCUCCAAACUGAGAAGAUGCCCAAUUCCCUACAGUGCGUGUUCCCAUGGUCCUCCCUGUGGCUGGCAUCUUUGGCUACUUUGGUGGUGCAGUUGGUGCUCUCUUCCUCGUACACUUCUUCCUCCUCUACAUAUGUGAGGCCAGCAGCCGCUGGAAAGCGACCGGGCUUCAUGGAGAGGACGCUGGUUCUCCUGGAUGUCAACACCCGCAGUCCGAUCAGAGUCCUCAACGACAACUUCCUUUCUUUGCAGCUAGACCCGUCGAUCAUCAAAGACGGUUGGCUGGACUUUCUGAGCUCCAAGCGGCUCGUGACCCUGGCGCGCGGCCUGUCGCCUGCCUUUCUGCGCUUUGGCGGAAAGAGGACCGACUUCCUGCAGUUCAACAACCAGAAGAACCUCGCCAAGUUCAGAGGACCGGGACCGGACUACUACCUGAAGAACUACGAAGACGAUAUAGUGCGCAGUGACAUUGCGUUGGACAAACAGAACGGCUGCAAACUGGCCAACCAUCCUGACAUCAUGCUCGAGCUGCAGAGGGAGAAGGCUGCCUCCACACAGCUCGUCCUCCUGAAAGAGCAACUGUCCAACAUCUACAGCAACAUUACAAUAACGGCCAGGUCUUUAGACAAAUUGUACAACUUUGCUGACUGCGCUGGUCUGCACCUGAUCCUGGGUCUCAACGCGCUGCACAGAAACCCUGACAACUCCUGGAACACUUCCUCCACCCUGAGUCUCCUGAAGUACAGCGCUAGCAAGAAGUACAACAUCUCCUGGGAGCUGGGCAAUGAGCCUAAUGCCUACCGCAGUAUGGUGGGUCGGGCGGUCAACAGCACCCAGUUGGCUCAGGACUACACCAUGCUGCGUACCCUGCUGCAGUCUGUGCGCUACUACCACCGAGCUCACCUGUACGGCCCCAAUGCGGGACGACCCCGGAAGAAUGCUGUUCUGCUGCUGGAUGGGUUCAUGAAGAAUGCUGGCUCAGUUGUAGAUGCAGUUACGUGGCAACAUUAUUACAUGGAUGGCAGAGUGAGGACAGUGGAGGACUUCCUAAAAACUCGUCUACUGGACACACUGACAGAGCAGAUUAGUAAAGUCACCAAGGCUGUGAACACACAUACUCCUGGUAAGAAGGUGUGGCUGGGUGGACUGGGGCCGGCAUGGGCAGGAGGCAUUAGUAAUCUCUCUGACACAUAUGCUGCUGGCUUUCUGUGGGUGAACACGCUGGGUAUGGCUGCUGUACAGGGAAUAGAUGUGGUCAUGCGUCACUCAUUUUUUGACUAUGGAUACACACACCUUGUGGACCAGCACUUUAAUCCUUUACCUGAUUACUGGUUCUCUCUGGUCUUCAAGCGUCUUGUUGGGCCGAGGGUGUUGGCUGUGCGGGUGGCCGGACUGCAGAGGAAGCCGCAGCCAGGACGAGUCAUACGAGACAAGCUACGUAUUUACGCCCAUUGUACCAGCUACUACAAUCACAACUACAUGAGAGGGUCCAUAACAAUCUACAUCAUCAAUCUGCAUCGCUCGCGAAAGAAAAUCAAGUUGGCAGGGACGUUACGGAACAAGACUGUCCAUCAGUACCUGUUGCAACCCUACGGCGCUGACGGACUCAGAGCCAGAUACGUCCAGCUGAAUGGGGAGAAACUGCUUAUGGUGGACAAUGAGACAUUCCCAGAGCUGAAGCCUAAGACCCUGAGGGCUGGACGGACAAUAGCCAUGCCUCCCAUGACCAUCGGCUUUUAUGUCAUCAAAAACAUCAACGCAUACGCCUGCCGAAGAUAACAUUAAUCUUUCAUCUGUGAUAUACAGUAUAAGUGUGAUGCACAGAAGUCUGUCAAACCACCAACCCUCCACCGGUUUGACUGUGUGAUUUUCUUUUUUUUUUUACAAAACAGAGGGAGGUCAGAAUACCACUUUUUUAGGAUUUUUAAUGUCUUGCUUAACGACACUUCAGAAGAGUGGACACUUGGCUUGACUACAGGACAAUCCUUUGGUUUAACAAUAACCUCUUCAACCAUCAUUUCAAAAGGUAACAUUUGAGCCGCUCUACCACAAUACAAGAAAACCGCACCCUUCUCUUUUUCUCCUCUCUGGUCCAACAAAGAAAGACUUGCCCAAGACAUAAAAAGGGCUGCACUGAACACUUUUCAAUUCUUUUCACCGACCAACAGUUCCUCAUAUGUUAUAAAGACUUGUAUGGACAGUGAUUAUUUUGUACCUUGGUAUGAAAAUUGUGAGUUGUAGUUAUAGAGAUGUGAUAUCAAAAGGUCUUUGACUUGGUGAAGCUAUAUUUCCUUCUCUUAGAUUGUCAAAUCUAGGGUAUGCUAUCUCUGUGUCAGCCAAGAGAGCAGUCUACGCUAAUCUAAAACAGUAUGAGAGAAAACUCUGAACAAGUAGCAUUUCUGAAGCAAGUCAACUUCACUUUGACUUGAUCCUUUCCACAAAGAGAAAAUGAUGUGGUGUGUAUAAGAUCAUGCCUGGACUAACCAAGUUAUGUGCAAGUGUUUGUGUGUGUGUGUGUGUGUGUGUGUGUGUGUAUGUGGGUUCUAUCGAUAAAGCUACUGAUGUGUCUGUCCAGCCUGUUUGAUGUGCCGCUGAAAAUAUACAUUUCUUUGUUUGCCAUAUCGAGUGGCUUAAAGGGAAAUCUGUUUCUUUUAAAGGUUGUUUUUGUAUGUUUUGUGUAUCGUUGCUUUUCUGCUGCAGCUUUUAAUUUAACUGCAGAGUAUGAUAGCCAGGAUGUGUCACUGGUACUGUUUUGCAGGAAUUCAUAGAUGAAGAACAAUGUGAACCCAUCCAUAACUUCAGUCCUCACGUCGCCUGCAUUCAAAACAAUUAAAAUAAAAUUUAAGAAAAAACCAUAGGUUUUCCUUUAGAUGAAAAAAAUUCUAAAAUCCCA